Molecule: messenger RNA, 2907 nt
Organism: Mollisia scopiformis
Lineage: Eukaryota; Fungi; Ascomycota; Leotiomycetes; Helotiales; Mollisiaceae
Exons: 4
Coding region: 1-2907 (968 amino acids)
Biological process (GO): chiasma assembly; mismatch repair
Cellular component (GO): nucleus
Molecular function (GO): ATP-dependent DNA damage sensor activity; mismatched DNA binding; ATP binding
Source: RefSeq, a predicted model, not a curated record
AUGGCCUUCAAACGCCGUCGAUUGACAUCUGGGACAUCAUCCCGAUCUCAAUCAUCCUCCAGACCACAGUCAUUCUCUCGACUGAGCUCUGUGCCUCGGAGCAAUGCAGCGUCGUCACCUGCUCUACCACCACUCCAACCUCAGAAAAGACUUUCCCUUGGGAUUCGCGGCUCCAGUGUUGCCAGUAGCACGCUGCGGGGAGAAGAAGAUGUACGAGCAGAGCAUCUUGAAACGGAAGCUGAAAUACAAGCUCGUGAAGACGCGGAUGAAAUGAACGAAGUCAUUCUUGCCGUCGACAUGAGAGACCGUGGCACAAUAGGAAGUGCCUACUACGUUACGAGGGAAGAGAAACUCUGCCUCAUGGAGGACAUCAAGAUGGCAGGGCUUGAUAUUAUUGACACAUUAAAACUUCACGCACAGCCAACUCUGAUUCUGAUCAGGACACGAUCGGACGAGAAGUUGGAGGAUCAUCUAGCCAAAGAUGCACGAGGUAUCGAUCGAGGAGAUGAAGCUAAUGAUAUUUUCGGAUCUUAUAUCCUUAAUUCCCGAACGGCAGGAGAUUUCAAUGAAGAGAAGGCUAAGAAUAUGCUUAUCAACCUCGAACUCACUGCCGAUGAAGCUCCAAACAUCAUUUUCACGACUCCAGCAGAUGAAGCUGCUGGUGGUAUGCCGUAUGAGGAUAAUGGUGUUAUGGGUCGCCAAGGUAGGCUCUUAAGGCUCGCUGGUUGGAUUGAUCUUGACAGCAAAGUCACUCUUGGAUGUGCAGGUGCCAUCCUGAACUACAUAUCCAGGCGAAAGAAUGUUGAGUAUCUUCCAAACGAUCAGGCUGCUCUGGUUGCGUUUCGAAUUCGCACAAUUGAGAUGUUCACUCUUUCAGACAUGAUGUUUGUCAACGCUGAUACGUUGGCUUCACUCCAAAUCAUCCAGUCGGAGAACCAUCCUAAUUCGCACAUGCAAGGACCCAACAAGUCUACAUCUGGUGCAAAGGAGAGCUUGUCCGUGUAUGGUCUAUUUUGUCAUCUUGCCCAGAGCCCGCAGGGAAAGCAGAAGCUUAGACAAAUUUUCCUCCGCCCAAGUACCGACUUGAAUGUCAUCAGGGAAAGGUUGAGUACUAUCAGCGUCUUACUACGGCCCGAUAAUUCUACGUUGCUAGGAAAGAUCAGUCGUAGUCUGAAGAAGAUCAAGGACCUACGAUCCGUGAUGAUCCACCUCCAAAAGGGCAUCAGCGACACUCCAGGCCAGAAGAAUGCGUUCCGCAGAGGUCCGUGGGGAAGCAUUCAGAGCUUCACUUUCCAUGUUCUCCUGAUAUUAGACGCCGUUCGUGAACUAGCUGGUAGUCGGACAGUGGCUGUUGCGAACAAGUUCGUCGCUCAAAUACAGGUUGCUCGAAUCAAAAGUGUGGGCGAAAUGAUCACGAAUACUGUGGACUUCCAGAUCUCGGAAGAGCAACAUCGUACGGUUGUUAUGCCGGGCGUAGAUCCCGAGCUGGAUAAUUUUAAGAGAACAUAUGACGGCAUGACCAAUCUUCUAACCCAGGUCGCAACCCUACUUUCAAAGGAUUUACCAGAAUGGGCAACACAAUAUGUACAGAAUUGUAUCUUCUUUCCUCAACUAGGAUUUCUGACCGUGGUUCAUUUGGAUCCGACAACGGGUAAAGGCAAGUAUGAAGGGGAAGGCCUAGAAGAUGAUGUCUGGGAGAAGAUGUUUGCUAGCAACGAUAUGGGCUACUACAAGAACCGGCGCAUGAAAGAGAUGGAUGACUACUUUGGAGAUUUAUGGAGCAUGAUUUGUGAUAGGGAGAUCGAGAUCAUUCAUGGGCUCGCCGUCAAAGUUCUCGAGCAUGAGCAACUUCUUGUGUCCGCCUCUGAUCUUUGCGGAGAACUUGAUUGUCUUGUCGCAUUGGCGCUGGGCGCUCAAAAAUACCGAUACAGUCCGCCGCAAGUGACGAGAGCCAAUGUGAUGAGCAUCGAAGGUGGUCGCCAUCCAUUGCAAGAGCUCACUGUCCCAGCCUACAUUGCAAAUGAUUGCUUUUUGAAAGGAGGAGUGGGCGAAGACGAUGAAGAGAACAGCAGCCUCGUCGAAUCGCGAGCUUCAUCGGUUUCGCAGAGCAUUGAAGGUCCUAGCAUGCUCAUUAUGACUGGACCUAAUUACUCAGGAAAAAGUGUAUACCUCAAACAAAAUGCUUUGAUCGUCUAUAUGGCACAUAUUGGUAGUUUUGUGCCUGCUGAGAGAGCAGUCAUAGGAUUGACGGACAAGAUUUUGACAAGAAUCGCAACAAGGGAAAGUGUUUCGAGAAACCAGAGUGCCUUCAUGAUCGACCUGCAACAAAUUACACUGUCUUUGACUCUCGCCACCAGUCGUACUCUCAUCAUCAUUGAUGAGUUCGGCAAAGGUACCAACGCCUCGGAUGGUGCAGGUCUCUGUUGUGGAGCUUUCGAAUAUCUUCUCAGUCUUGGUAUUAAUCGACCAAAGGUCCUUGCAGCCACGCAUUUCCAUGAAAUCUUCGAGAAUGGGUUCCUUAGCGAUAGACCAGAGUUGUCGUUUGGGCACAUGGAAGUUCGUGUAGAUACGCAGGCGGAACUGGUUGAAGAUCAGAUUACGUACCUAUACAACUUUGUGCCAGGUCGAAGCAUCUCUAGUUUUGGCACCACUUGUGCUAUGAUGAAUGGGAUUGAUACAGCAAUCGUGGAGAGAGCUGAUGAAUUGAUUAUCUUGGCGGCUCGAGGUGAGGACCUCAUCGCUGCUUGCGCCAAGGUCUCCCCGGAUGAGCAACGAGAACUGGAAGACGCAGAACAGAUUGGAAGACAAUUCCUUGAGCAGGAGUUUCCGCUCCCAGAGGACAAGCAAGCAGCCGGGUUCAACGUCCGAAGUGUCUUGCAGAACAUUCUUGCCGUGAGUUCGAACUAA